GAUGUAAACGAAACCGGAAGUAAGCUGGAGUGACUCCUCUCGUUUCGCUCUUUCCCUUGUUGAAGGCUGUCAGUAUGGUCGUGCUGAGAGGAAUCCCCUCUGUUAUUUCACCUGAGCUGCUGUAUGCUCUGGCUAAAAUGGGCCACGGGGAUGAACUGGUUCUUGCUGAUGCAAACUUUCCAGCAUCUUCCAUUUGUGCUUGUGGUCCUAAAGAGAUAAGAGCUGAUGGUUUGGGAAUCCCACAGCUUUUGGAGGCCAUUUUGAAGCUGUUGCCCUUGGAUACCUACGUCCCUUCUCCGGCUGCAGUCAUGGAUCUGGUGGACAGUGACAAAUGGAGAUGUUUACCUGUCCCUGUGUGGGACACCUACACACAGCUCCUGGGUCAGGCUGGGUCUCAGGCUCCUCUUGAAAAGGUGGAGAGGUUUGAUUUCUAUGAACGUGCCAAGAAAGCCUACGCUGUUGUGGCAACAGGGGAAACAGCUCUGUAUGGUAACCUGAUACUGAAGAAGGGGGUCAUUCCUGCUGAGCUGCUACAAUGACACACACACACGCAUUAAAGUAAUUAAAAUCUAA
Epinephelus moara (kelp grouper) is the source of this 573-nucleotide messenger RNA. It is a transcript of the gene fuom, whose product is annotated as fucose mutarotase. The record is from RefSeq and is a predicted model, not a curated record. NCBI's taxonomy places the organism in Eukaryota, Metazoa, Chordata, Actinopteri, Perciformes, Serranidae. Gene Ontology annotation, biological process: fucose metabolic process. The transcript has 6 exons. Bases 75 to 539 code for a protein of 154 amino acids. Gene Ontology annotation, molecular function: fucose binding; racemase and epimerase activity, acting on carbohydrates and derivatives.